GUUUAUCUCAGAAUGGUGUAAAUAAAGUGAUAUUUACAAUUUCAUUUGACGUCAAUAUCGAUCCGUAUAAAAAUAAAUGGGCCAAACAUUUUUGCAAGUUUUCGCAAUCAAAACUAUAUUUGAGUGUCCGAUAACGGUUGUUAAUAAGCCAAUGGAGUGUCUACGAUAAUAUAGGACGCCGAUAACAGCUCUCAAAGCGUUGAGUAUGGAGUAAAUUGAAAAUUAGUACGCCCCCUUUUCGUGUGAUAAAUUUAAUAUAUUAAACAGCAUCAUGGCGAGUGAGAGCAGCUCAGCGGUGCUGGAGCUGAACGAUGCUGAUGCCGAGGACACGGAGGCUACCACGGUGACAGACGACGCUCACGAGGGAGUGCCUCUUAUAAUGGAACAUGGAUAUGAUAUCGCUGUUAAGGUGGACGCCCCAAUGAAACAGUUGUCGACGCUAGAGACGUAUGUGACGUACAGGGUGCGCUGCGUGUGCGCACGGUGGCCCACUCCCACCUACGUGAGGAGGCGGUAUAACCAUUUCAAGGUGCUCCACCGCCGGCUGAGUACGUCGCACCCCCUGCUGGCCCCCCCUCCGCUCCCCCCACUCCACUCGGCGCGACAACAGCUCGACAGGUACUCGCCAUCCUUCGUCGCUCUACGGACGUGUGCGCUCAAUGCUUUUCUGGAACGAGUAGCGAAGCACCCGAUUCUGACACACAGUGAGGAUUUCAGAAUAUUUCUGACCACACCCGAUGAUGAAUUGGAAAAGGUAUUUAAGAGUGAAAACAGCGCGCUAAACCUUUGGGGGUUCAGCAGCGCCCUCUACGGCUCCGGGGAAGCGAAAACUACGAAUGGACCGAGAGUAAAGGACCCCGAAUUCACGUCAGCGGCGGACUACCUGCAGUCCCUCCAACAGAAACUAUCCACGCUGUGUUCCCUCACCACCAAGCUACACAAGAGCUCUGUCGCCCUCGGCACGGAGUACACGGCUAUGAAACGCGCUUGCGACGCUUGGACGUCUCAAAGCUCGGGUCUAACAGCGCGGGGCACGGCGGGCUGUGCGGCGGGGGCGGCCCGGGCCGGGGGCGCGGGCGCGGGGGCGGGGGCGCGGCCCCCACUACAGUCGAGAGCACUACUACCUCUACUAGCUGCCUACGCAGCCGCCCAUGUACAGAAGAUAUCGCAAAGAGAUCAGAUACAUGCUGCAUACGUUGCGGGGACCAAUACGACAGACGAUCUUCAUAAUAGGUUAGAACAAGCAUCAGAAGCUCUCCGUUCCGAACUAUCAGACUGGAUACCGAAAACCAGAUCGGAAAUCAAAGCCCUACUCCUGGAUUUAGCAGACAGACAAGUCAACCACUACACCCAGGCGGUGCACGGCUGGGAACAAGGGCUUAAGCUAGCAACAGAAACGAAUAUAGAUGAAAUAUUCAAAACUGUUUCAAAAACUGCCGUGCAAAACCUAUCUCCUUCGCGCUGUCUAUCUGAAAUGACACCGACAGAGACAGAAAGAGAUUUAGAUGACUACAGUGAAGAAUUUGAUCCAACCAGCCAUGAAGACUUUGAAAACCAUGUUUUAGAUGAUCCAAGUGAGAAGAUUGGAUCAGAGAAUCACAUCGAUGGUAAGUCUGAUUUCGAAAGUACUGUUAAUAAUAGUGAUGAUGUGUUGAAGGAGAUUUUGCAAGAUUCUAAGGUUGAUGAUGAACAGGUUUUGGAGACCAGGACUGAUGGUAUUUCUGAUCCCUUAAGAGAUUUCACGGAUGUUGAUCUUUCAUGAUUCUGUGAUUCUAUUUUGUAUAGUGUUAUCAAAGAGUUUUA
This is a messenger RNA of Spodoptera frugiperda (fall armyworm), 1803 nucleotides long. Its product is annotated as sorting nexin-7. The record is from RefSeq and is a predicted model, not a curated record. NCBI's taxonomy places the organism in Eukaryota, Metazoa, Arthropoda, Insecta, Lepidoptera, Noctuidae. The coding region runs from base 272 to 1762 and encodes 496 amino acids. The transcript is spliced from 10 exons. Gene Ontology annotation, molecular function: phosphatidylinositol binding.